UUUACCUCUGGAUUAGCAAAGGCAUGUUUUUUAAAGAUUACUUAAAUUGUUUUCCUCACAUCUUGUGAGCUAUGCCAGCUGCCAUGAGACGUCACACACCUCCAGACCUGUUACCUGGGUGCCACCACACCUGCAGUUAAAGAUUUUGGGGAGACAGGACGCAGAAGACGCCGACAGGGAGGUCCAGACACCCGGAGAAGAAACCCUCCGGACAGCCGGUGGACCAGACUGGAGGACGUCCAGCUGGCAGGUUGAGCAGCGAGCAGUGGGCUUCACAAAGCAGAGGACACAGUGAAGGACACUGGGGGAGCCUGUCCACAUAGCCACAACCUGCUGGAUCAUGGGUAACCAGACUGGCAGAGACGGCCACAGCACUACAGGUUCUCCAUUAGAUUUCUUCCACACGCCUCCUACCACACCCUCAGAGGCAGAGCUGACUGCCAUGGCCUUAUCCACUGCAGCUUCCUCCUCCAGUAAGGCACAGACGCCAUCGCCAGCCGGCAGCAGCAACACCCCCUCCACCACCUCUCCUCUCGCAGACUGGACACAGAAACUGCCUACUGCUCCCUCAGAAUGGGCCGUGAUAAGCGUAGACAGCAUCACCUCGGAGACGAACGGGAGCGAUGCAGCAGUGAGGCGUGGGAAGGCGGCGGGCAGCCCGGUCAGACCGGCGUCCCUGCCUCCGUCCAGAGGAUCGCCUUCAGAGCAGAGCUGGCAGGAGAGAGAUAGUGGGAUGGAGCCGCAGGCUGCAGCAGAGAGAGCCGGAGAGGAGAUGACCCUGGUUUUAUUCAGUCUGAUGGAGCACUACAGAGCCUCACUAGGCCUGAACCCCAACACUGAUGUAACCACAGGAGCCGUAGAGCUGCUCAGGCGCUUGAUAACGGAGAGAGAUGAGCUGGUUGAGGAGGUGGACACACUGAGGGAGACACUCAGGACAGAGCGGUUGGAGUGGCAUCAGUUCCAGUGUGACCUGCAGGUUGCCGUGUCCGUAGCUGACCGGCUGCGGGUCGAGUCGGAGCAGGCUCUGGGUUCGCUCCAGGAGAACCACCGGGCCGUGGAGGAGCGGCUGGCUCAGGCUCUCAGCAGACAGCAGGAGAAGGACGGAGAGCUGGAGAGUCUGAGGGCCGAGCACAGAGACGUCUGCUGCAAACUGACUGAACUCACCCUGCAGCAGCGGCGGGAGCGAGCCGAGCUGGACGCUCUGAGGGACGCAUGCAGGGUGAAAGACACAACUGAUUGUGAUGAACAGAAAGAGAGACGAGACUCUGAGGAGGAGCAGGGGGAGGGAAUACAGGAGGAAGUCGUGGAGGAAAAACCCGACACUGAACCUGAAAAUGCUGAAAAGGAAAAGGAGGAGAAUGAAUCAAAUCAAGAGGUGGAUGAUGAAGUUAUAGGUCAUGACCCCGAGGAGGCGAAUGGAUCAGGGAACGGGCAGCUGACAGGGAAAGGAGUGGCAGAGGGAUACCUUCGUAGUUUGGCUGUGCUGGAGAAGAAGAAAGAAGGCAAGGAUCCGAGGAGGAUUGUGAUGCUGUCUGAAAGAUCUUGGAGUCUGUCUCGUCUCCCACUCCCAGUGGACUCCCCCGGUGAAAAUGGGACCUCAAAAAACACAAGCACAACACUGCCGCUAUGCAAGAAAGAAGAGACACCAAAACGGAGAAGGAUGGAUCGCGUUUUACAGCGGCAGGACAGCUGGUGCAGCUUUUACACAGGAAAACAGGAUGAGGACCAAAGCUUAGAUUCCUUCAAACCUCAGGAUGGUUUCAGUGCUCUGUUGAGGCGUCACGGCGGCUCCAGGAGAAACUCCCUGCUGCGCUGGUGCCAGAGUCGUACCCAAGGUUAUAAGAAUAUUGAGAUCACGAACUUCAGCAGCAGCUGGGAGGACGGCUUGGCGUUCUGCGCCGUUUAUCACACCUAUUUACCAAAUCACAUCCCGUAUGACACCCUCGACCCCGCAGACAAGAAGGAAAAUCUGGACCUCGCUUUUAAGACAGGAGAGAGUGUUGGAAUCACAGCCACACUGACGGUGGAGGAGAUGCUGAAGGCAGACGGGCCGGACUGGCAGACGGUUCUGGGUUAUGUCGAAAGCAUUUUCCGUCACUUUGAGAUGUGAUUCUCUCGUCUCGCUCUUCUGCCUGGUACUUUUCCAUCGUUUUGACUGACGGACUGAAACGCUGUUCACCACAAGAGGGAGCUCUACUCACAAUGAACUCUGAAUUUAAAAUGUGUUAGCAAUAUUAGACUUUAUGACGUGAUUUUAUGUAUCAAUACAAUCACACAGAAACUAAA
Molecule: messenger RNA, 2286 nt
Organism: Sebastes umbrosus (honeycomb rockfish)
Lineage: Eukaryota; Metazoa; Chordata; Actinopteri; Perciformes; Sebastidae
Product: cytospin-B-like
Exons: 13
Coding region: 341-2110 (589 amino acids)
Molecular function (GO): protein binding
Source: RefSeq, a predicted model, not a curated record